Messenger RNA from Anopheles coustani, 1332 nucleotides. RefSeq names its product ribonuclease P protein subunit p40-like. The record is from RefSeq and is a predicted model, not a curated record. Gene Ontology annotation, biological process: endonucleolytic cleavage in ITS1 to separate SSU-rRNA from 5.8S rRNA and LSU-rRNA from tricistronic rRNA transcript (SSU-rRNA, 5.8S rRNA, LSU-rRNA); tRNA 5'-leader removal; tRNA 3'-end processing. The coding region runs from base 75 to 1235 and encodes 386 amino acids. Lineage: Eukaryota; Metazoa; Arthropoda; Insecta; Diptera; Culicidae. Gene Ontology annotation, molecular function: ribonuclease P activity; ribonuclease MRP activity. The transcript has 4 exons. Gene Ontology annotation, cellular component: ribonuclease MRP complex; multimeric ribonuclease P complex.
GAUUUUACAGAAAUCUACCGCGUGUUUGAAUGCGAAGCAAUUUCUUUGGAUUUUAAUUAGUGCAAAAGUGAAACAUGCUCUGUCCUGAGUUGUUCAAAUUUCCCAUUCCCACCUACAAUGUUGAUUGUAUUAAACGGGCACCAAUUACAAAGUGUACCAAAUUUAAAGAAGAAAUCAAAUCGCUCCAGCUCGUUCGCACGCUUUCUGUUGUGAUUCCAGCAAACGAAGGCCCAGUUGUAGAAACGAUUGCGAAUGAUUUGGAAUCGGGAUCCUGUUCCCUUUACCUGGUGAAGCAGUUACCGCUGGCAGAACUGGUACGGAGGGAAUUUCUUGAGGCAUUCGUGAAGCGAGGCAAAUUGCAUGGGAUCAGCCCAAAGACUCGUUUGGAAACGGAUGAUUGUGCAGCGAUUUUUCCAGACGGAACAUUGCGCUUGAGCUUAAACAGAGAGACUUACCACUGUGUCAAAUCUUGCAGCACGAUAAAAUCACGUAGGCGUGAUAAAUAUGUUGUAGAGAUUGAUUUGAAAUCCCCUGGCGCAAAGGACCAGUUAGAGAAGGAGACACUAGCAUUUGAUAUGAUCCUUAGGUGGAUACCACCAGAGGUGCCUUCAAAUUUAGGCGGAAACAGUGGGAUGGCGGUAAGCGUCAAAUCAUUAGAGCGUUACUUUUCCGACUUACGUUCCAUGCAGAUCGUAAACCUGCCCCCGGCAGGUUCCAAGUUAGUAAAGCUCGAUGAGAUGGCAAUUCCGUUGCUGGAAAAGCCAGAUAAACCCAAAAGCAAAACUGCUGUCAGUGAUAAGCAAGUGUUCUUCACACCCGAUGAGCUAAUGGAGUACAUAGGGCUGCUUGUUCUUGAUUGCGAGACUGUACCAUCAGAAUGUAUGAGACCCUUUACGCCAGACAAAUGCACGAAGCAGGUUGAGUCUGUAUGGCUCCUUAAUCAGCAGGGAUUGUUUACCAUCAAAGAGAUUCAGCAAGCUAUUGAUCAAUUGGUUGAAUUUAUUGAGGAACAAAAACAGACAUCACCUGGUCAAAAUGCGAUUCCUUGGGUAGCGCUGCACGUGCAAGGCUUUCCCAAUCUUCCACUUACUGUUGCCGGUUCGCGAGAAUGUGGAAUCGGUUACGAUCACGAUAAUGCCUACACGAUUGUUAUAGGAGGCGAGGACGAUGUUCUGUGGCGCAAAAUGUUCGGUUGCAGUGGAAAAGGUCCCAUUGAGCCCGGAAGUUCAAUUUAAUUUCAAAACAUAAAUACACUGAUCAUUGGUGGACAUUUUCUAUUGAUCUUUUAUAAUUGUGGAAAAAAAACCUUUCAAUAUAAGAAUUGUUUCGCAA